AUGGCACAGAAGACUCACAUAGGCUGGAUCCUAUGUGGGCCGUACUCAACCCAGACCGAAGUCAACCGUACUUAUUGUGUCCACCGCGUCAGCUUCCAAGAACAAAAUGAAACUGAGAUGGCAACCCGUUAUUGGGACCUUGAACACCUGGGCAUUCGUCCUAAUGAGAGUAAGAACUCGACUGAACUUGAGACUUCGGCCUUGGAGCAACACCGAAUGAUGACAACACGAGUAGGAGACCAUUAUGUGACUGGAUUACCACGUCAUCCAAGUUACAAGGAUAGGAUCCUCAAAAGCAACAGAGCCUUAGCUACAAAUCGUCUAAUAGGACUCGAGAAGAGACUGAAGAGAGACCCCAGAUUAGCAUCCGAGUAUGAAGCUCAGAUUCAAGACCUGCUCUCAGCUGGAAGAGCCGAAAAGGUAUUGGAGGAUAGAGAGCCUGACAAUCAUCAGGUUUGGUACCUUCCUCACCAUCCAGUCGUGCGAAGAGAUAAGACGACGACCAAAGUGCGUGUUGUUUUUGAUGGGUCCAUGAUUGGAUAUGAAGGUGUAUCGUUAAAUGAGACAUUGCUGCCAGGGCCAGCAUUGCAGCCGGAUCUCCCAGGGGUUUUGUUGCGAUUUAGACGCCACAGAGUGGCAUUAGUGGCUGACAUCGAGAAGAUGUUCCUUCAAGUAAAAAUGAGAAAAGAGGAUCAGGAUUCUCAGAGGUUCUUAUGGAGAGGUUUGGACAAGUCCAAGGAACCGGAGGUUUAUCGUUUAACAACGGUGACUUUUGGUCUCACUUCAUCACCAUUCUCAAGUAUACAGACGAUUCUUGACCACGUGAAGACAAAGAAGGAAUCAUAUCCAAAAGCUGUCGCUGAGAUCGAAGACAACAUCUUCGUUGAUGAUGUUCUUACUGGUGAGGAAUUAGUAGAAGACGCGGCAACUUUAACAACUGAUUUGAAGACUGUUUUGUAUGACGGAGGGUUUUCAUUGCGAAAAUUUAUUUCGAACAAGCCAGAGGCGCUAUCUCAUUUAGAAGAGAGAGACUUAGCUUCAUUUCACAAGGUUGCAACAUUUGCCGAGGAAAGCACAAAGACGCUGGGCGUGAAAUACUCACCACGUGAAGAUGUCCUCAUGUUUUCCUUCCUUGAGAGAAUGGACGAUAGGCCGGUGGAGACUCGUCGUUCUGUUCUACAGCAGUUACACAGAGUAUACGAUCCGUUAGGAAUGCUUUCUCCGUUCACCAUAAAGGCAAAACAGAUUUUCCAGAGAACAUGGCUGACACAAGGGACAUGGGACGACCCUUUACCCGAGGAGCUAGAUCAUGAAUGGAGGACUUGGAAGGAACAAGUUGAGAUCCUCGAUGAAAUCAAAGUUCCUCGAUGCCUCAAACCUGAAGAUUUCCAGAAUCCAAUUUACUCCCUCCAUGGUUUUGGCGAUGCGUGCGAAGCUUCCUACGGCAGUGCAAUCUAUCUCUUGGCUGAAGAUAGACCAUCUGGAAGGAAGUAUUCUACACUGCUCUUUUCAAAGACUCGUCUGUCUCCUAUUGGGAAGAGACGUAGCAUUCCCGAGCUGGAACUCAUUGCCGCGCUCAUCAAUGCUAGACUGGUGACAUACGUCAGAAAUGAACUCAAGCUGCUGAUAGAGAAGACAACCUGUUGGACUGACUCUCAGGUCGUGUUGCACUGGAUUUCAAAGCCAGCGUAUACAUGGCAAGUUUUCGGUGCUAAUCGGGUGUCAGAGAUUCAACAGCUUUUUAGACCACUGAAUUGGAGAUACGUGCCCGGCAAACUUAAUCCUGCGGACCUAUGCUCACGAGGUGUCACAGCGAGAGCAGUGGUCGACUCCGCACUGUGGUGGGAUGGACCACUGUUUCUGAGGCAAAAGGAAACGGAGUGGCCCCCAAUAAUUGUGGUCUCUAAUGAAGCCGAGAAGGCUAACGAGAAGAAGAAGACAACAAGUACCUCGUUGGCGGUUUUGCCCAGUCAAAGAAUCAAGGACUCCGAGGUAGAACAAUAUGUGGUGAAAUUUUCAGACUAUGAGAAAUUCAUCAGAGUCAUGAUGAGAUUGAGGAGUUGGAUCACACUAUACCGAAGAGACAAAGCAAACAAAGAUGUAGACACUGUCCGAGAUGAGGGGAGUGAUCGAUUGAGUGAAAGGAGGAAGGAAGAACUUCAUUGGAUACAAUGGGCCCAAGAGAAGCAUUUCCAGAAGGAGAUACAGAAGCUUAAAGCUGGAGAGAGUGUAGAGAAGACAAGUGUCAUCGUCCAAUUGAACCCAUAUUGGGAUAAGCGAUCACGAGUUAUCCGCGUAGGUGGUCGCCUCAACUAUGCCCCACUGCCAGAAGAAGUGAAGCACCCAAUCGUUCUUCCGACUCACAAUUCGUUCGUGAAGAUGCUUGUGAUGCAUUACCACAAGAUUACCUUGCAUCCUGGAGCGGCUCAGACUCUAGCAAGUCUACGAAACAGAUAUUGGAUUGUCCAUGGGAAACAAGAGGUGCGGCGGAUACUCAAUACGUGCAAAACCUGUCGAGAACCUCUCAAGAUCGACCAACGAAUGGCACCUUUGCCAGAGGAGCGUAUAUCAAUCGCACCAGCAUUCACUAAUGUCGGUGUCGAUUUUGCUGGGCCACUCUUCGUGAGGGUCACAGUUGGAGGUGAAUCAACAAGCAAAGUGUACAUUUGUCUGUUUUCCUGUAUGGUGACUAGGGCCAUACACCUUGAGCUUGUCGAAACACUGACUACUGAGCAGUUUAUGUUGGCCUUGCGGAGAAUGAUGAGCCGAAGAGGACGAUGUCGGAUGAUGCUGUCGGACAACGCUAAAACUUUUAAGAAGGCUUCAGACAUAGUCCAGAAGAUUUUCAAGAAGCAGGAUGAUGUUAGAGACAAGUUAGAACAAGAGGGCAUACGCUGGAAGUUCAUCACUGAACGUGCUCCAUGGCACGGUGGGUUUUACGAGAGAAUGGUUGGAUCGGUAAAGAGACCAUUGAAGAAGGUUCUCGGGAAAUCGAAGCUCACCCAGAUUGAGCUGAUGACUGUUUUAACGGAAGUAGAGGCAAUGGUGAACUCGCGUCCAUUGACCAUGGUGUCGAGUGAUACAGAGGAUUGGUUGCCCCUCACUCCGGGGCACCUUGCCAUAGGACGAAGCCCCCAGUCUCUUCCGGAGGUUGACAAGAUUACAGCACAGACCACACUUGGCAAGCGUUGGCGGUACCAACAGUCUCUUAUGAAGCAAUUUUGGAACAGAUGGACAACAGAGUACCUUCUCCAACUCCAGCAGAUGCGGAAGUGGACCGAUGUAAGGGACAACCUUCAAGUUGGGGACGUUGUAUUUUUGGCAGAAGAAGGGAUGCGAAAGGGAGACUGGACGUUGGCUAAAGUGGAAGAGUUGCACCCAGGCAGGGACAACUUAGUGAGGUCCGUGACAGUGAGGACAGCUGCUGGUCUGAGACGGCGACCAGUACAGAAGUUAAGGUUACUUGAACCAGUAGAUAAUCAGUAG
Lineus longissimus is the source of this 3486-nucleotide messenger RNA. RefSeq lists its product as uncharacterized. Gene Ontology annotation, molecular function: nucleic acid binding. The coding region runs from base 1 to 3486 and encodes 1161 amino acids. The record is from RefSeq and is a predicted model, not a curated record. NCBI's taxonomy places the organism in Eukaryota, Metazoa, Nemertea, Pilidiophora, Heteronemertea, Lineidae. The transcript has a single exon. Gene Ontology annotation, biological process: DNA integration.